GGGAGAGAUAUCUGCCCUCAUUUUCCUCUCCAGCACCUAUGAAGCCGUCUGCAGGCAUUGUGAUCUUAUAGCAUGAAAAGGCUCUGCAAGGUGAAGUGGUUUUCCUUUAUGAGGAUGGUGGCUUCUUCUAUCUGAAAGAGCUUAAUAAAUGAACAUGACAAUUUAUAUCAUAUGUGGAUUCCAUCAUUACUCUAUCAGAAGAAGAUGUCCCUGGCCUUAGCUUGAUCAGAAGCUGUUCUUUCAGCAUUGGAUUCAACCGAGUGCUAUGCCACACUAAAUACUCCAAAUAUUACGUUGGCAUGUCAAUUUAUGAGAUAAAUACGGAUGCAAAUAAUACAAAUUGGUUCAAUAACCAAUC
Molecule: messenger RNA, 358 nt
Organism: Moneuplotes crassus
Lineage: Eukaryota; Ciliophora; Spirotrichea; Euplotida; Euplotidae
Source: the annotation of a GenBank genome assembly